AUGCUGGAGAAUCCUACCAAUGAUUCGUCGGCCUCCGCAAACGUUGCUCCCGUCAAACGAUAUGCACCUCCCAAUCAACGGAACCGUGGACUAGGGAGGCGUAAAUCUGGAGGAGACCGUUUGGAACGAGGAAAUAGCUAUACUAGUGACGGGGAUAAAGCUCAGGUUGGUUUCCCCAGGGACACAAACAGCAGCUAUCGUGGCGGGGAAUUCUCUUCAGUGGCAUUGAUACCAUUACAUGGCUGCAGCAACAGCGAAGCAGCUCAGCUAUUGAAUGAUCGCUGGGCAGCUGCGAUGAAUGCACUAAAUAGUCUCCCGGAUAAUUCCUCUGAAUUCAGACAUUUGCCCUUUAGAAAUCUGUUUGACCGCUUUUCUUUUGCAUAUUCGAAGAUCUCUUUCUCAAUAUGUUGCAAGGAAAAGCCAAUCUUGUAUACAAGGAGUGGAGUGUCAUCACCUUGGGGACAUCCAAUACUUCCACAUCUGAUGAUGCAACCUGCUGCUUCUGCUGGAUUGAAGAAAGAUUUCUUCAGUGAGCUCCGUCAAGCAAUCCAUAAUGCAAAUGGUAGUUCCACUACCUGA
Molecule: messenger RNA, 579 nt
Organism: Oldenlandia corymbosa var. corymbosa
Lineage: Eukaryota; Viridiplantae; Streptophyta; Magnoliopsida; Gentianales; Rubiaceae
Source: the annotation of a GenBank genome assembly